AAAUUAAUAAAAAAAAAACAGAAAUUACCUUGAUAUUACAUGACAGCAGUCAAUAAUAAUUAUAUACGUCAUACAAACUUUUAACCUUUAAAUUUUCAAAGUGUACUUUGAACUUUUUCAAAUGGAUAUGAAAUCAUAUGUGUAAUUGCAUAACUAAUAUAAUAUUUAUAUUCAAACCAUAAAAUAUUAUAUUUAUCAGAUAAAAUGGGAAACAAAUCUAGUCUUCUAUUACGUGAAGAAGAAAUAGCUCAAAUUCAAGAAGCAACAGGAUUUACUCCAAAUCAGAUUGAACGCUUGUAUAGCCGGUUUACUAGUCUGGAUCGUGGAGACUGUGGUACAUUAAGUCGAGAAGAUUUUCUCAGGAUUCCUGAACUUGCAAUAAAUCCACUUGGUGACAGAAUAGUGAAUGCCUUUUUUGAUGAAAGCGGAAAUGAUAGAGUUAAUUUUUUACAAUUCAUGCAAGUACUAGCACAUUUUAGACCGAUAAAAAAAAACAGUCCCAAUAGAUUAAAUUCAAGACAAGAAAAAUUAAAGUUUGCUUUUAAAAUGUAUGACUUGGAUAAUGACGAUUUAAUAUCUAAAGAUGAACUACUGGCUAUUUUACACAUGAUGGUUGGAGCUAAUAUUAGUGCGGAACAACUCACUAGCAUUGCAGAACGUACAAUUCUUGAAGCUGAUGAAAAUGGAGAUGGUAUGAUUUCUUUGGAAGAAUUUUGCAAGGUAUUGGAACGAACAGAUGUUGAACAGAAAAUGUCUAUAAGAUUUCUUAGCUAAAUUUAUCGUAUAUUCUAAAAUUUAUUAUAGAGGAAUAUUAAUACAUCUAA
Molecule: messenger RNA, 824 nt
Organism: Polistes dominula (European paper wasp)
Lineage: Eukaryota; Metazoa; Arthropoda; Insecta; Hymenoptera; Vespidae
Gene: elm
Product: calcineurin like EF-hand protein 1 elm
Molecular function (GO): calcium ion binding
Source: RefSeq, a predicted model, not a curated record